This is a messenger RNA of Yamadazyma jaroonii, 1626 nucleotides long. Lineage: Eukaryota; Fungi; Ascomycota; Pichiomycetes; Serinales; Debaryomycetaceae. The record is from the annotation of a GenBank genome assembly.
AUGAAGGUUAGAGGUUUGAAAGGUUUAAAACCUUUGUAUUUGACUACCCCUAUAUUCUAUGUCAAUGCCAAACCUCAUGUGGGACAUUUAUAUUCCAUGUUGUUUGCGGAUAUCAGAGCAAGAUGGGAAACUUUGAAUCCCAAAAAGUCAGUAUUUGUUACCACGGGAACUGAUGAACAUGGUUUGAAAAUUCAAAAUGUAGCUUUAAAACAGAAUAUUCCUCCAAAAGAACUUUGUGAUAUUCAUUCCAUGGAAUUCAAAAAGCUAGCCAGCUUGUCGGGAGUUGAUUACAAUAGAUUUAUAAGAACUACCGAUGAAGAUCACAUACUGACGGUGAAAAAAUUAUGGAAUUUCUUAUAUGAGAAAGAUUUGAUUUAUAAAGAUAGUCAUAAUGGAUGGUAUUCGGUUAAUGAUGAGGCUUUUGUACCUGAAAACCAAAUCGAAGAAGUAGACGGCAGGAAAAUAUCAAAAGAAUCGAAGCAUGAAGUAGUCUAUCAAAGUGAAACCAAUUACUUUUUCAAACUCAGUAAGUUCCAAGAUCAACUCAUAGGAUAUAUAGAGAAAAAUCCUGAUUUCAUUAUACCUAAGAAUAAGUACGAUGAGAUUUUAAAAGAAUUGAAGCUGCAACCAUUGAAAGAUUUGUCUAUUUCCAGACCAUCAUCAAGAUUAAAUUGGGGGAUUGAAGUACCUAAUGAUUCUGAACAGAGAAUUUACGUUUGGUUUGAUGCUUUGAUCAAUUAUUUGACUGUUUGUUCACCAGUAUUUGGUCAAAAAAUUUCUUUUCCUGACACCGAUAUUUGGCCACCUACUCAAGUUAUAGGUAAAGACAUUUCAAGGUUUCAUUGUGUUUAUUGGCCCAUCAUAUUAAUGGCUUCUGGAAUCAGUUUACCUGAGCAAAUUGUUGUUCAUAGUCAUUGGCUCAAUGAUGGUUUCAAAAUGAGUAAAAGUUUAGGUAAUGUUGUGGACCCAGUAGACGUCAUUGGUAAAUACAGUGUGGAUGUCAUAAGAUAUUUCUUGAUGCAAAAUUCGAAUCUUUCUAAUGAUUCAAAUUAUUCAGAUUAUCAACUUGUAAGUACAGCAAAUAACUUGACUAACAAAUUUGGUAAUUUAGUAACUAGAAUUGGAUCUCCUAAUUUCAGUAUCGAGGAUUCAGUAAACAUGUUUAAUCAAGGACAAUUCACUGACGUUGAUGAUAUAAUAGGUGAAUCCAAUGCUUCUCUCCUCCAAGUGAGAGACGAGUUGUUGGAUGGUUUAGAUAAAUUACCUUAUUCGAUGGACAAACAUUUCAAAGACUUUGAAUUUCUGAAGGCAGUCAGUGAGUGGUUCAAAAUCAUUGAAUUGGCUAAUCAAUUUGUCACCAUAGCUGAACCAUGGAAAUUGAAAGAAGAAAAAGAUUUGAAAUUUAAGAAUUAUGUUAUUUUGGUAGCUAGUGAAACUGUCAGAAUUUGUACGAUCUUGAUCGAACCUAUCAUGCCUAAUGUCAGUAAAAGAAUCCUUGAUAGAUUGAAUGUCAACCCAGAAAACCGAAACGUGUUUCAUGUCAAACCAUUUGAAGAAAUCAAUUAUGGAGAAGGAGCCAAUGAAAAAGGAGCCGAAAAACCAUUCGAAAAACUUGAAAAAGCAUGA